This is a messenger RNA of Perognathus longimembris pacificus (Pacific pocket mouse), 609 nucleotides long. It is a transcript of the gene Mdfic2, whose product is annotated as MyoD family inhibitor domain containing 2. The record is from RefSeq and is a predicted model, not a curated record. The transcript is spliced from 6 exons. Bases 1 to 609 code for a protein of 202 amino acids. Lineage: Eukaryota; Metazoa; Chordata; Mammalia; Rodentia; Heteromyidae.
AUGUCAGAAACUGAGCUGGAAAAGAUAAAAGUAAGAACAGCUGAACACUUUGAAAAUGACAAAAAUAACAUUUCUUGGCUAAAAGAGGGGCUGAGCUCAAGUUGGGUGAAUGUCCUUGGUGAUCCAGAUACGCAACUCACAAAUGAAAAGCAUGCAGACGAGAAACCUAUUAAUACUAUGGUUAUAAAUUCAGUAUCCGAAUUCAAUAUCACAGAUGGGCCGGCCCAGGAAAGCCCCAUGGAGAAAAACCUGUCAGAGUCCAGCGUAUCACUGUCCUCCCUUGAAGAAUGCCAAACGAGAUUUUCCUACCUCCAAACUGAUACUUCAGUUCAUCAGAGAGACACGGAUGAGGUGUGUGCCUCCCUUAUCCUCACCUGUCUGUUUUGCCAGUUUUGGGAUUGUCUCCUGAUGCUCCCUGAUACCUGCGAAACAGUGUGUACCAACCUGUGCUGCCCUGCGCACUGGUACUACCAUGCCUCAGAUGAAAACCAUCCUCGUGGCGACUGCGCCUGCAACUGUGACAUGGACUGUAGCCUGUUUGAAUCCUGCCAUGAAACUAGUGAGUGCCUGGAGCUGGCCAUGGAGAUCUCAGAAAUCUGUUACCGCUAG